This is a messenger RNA of Salvia hispanica, 3196 nucleotides long. The record is from RefSeq and is a predicted model, not a curated record. Lineage: Eukaryota; Viridiplantae; Streptophyta; Magnoliopsida; Lamiales; Lamiaceae.
UGUAGCCAUGGAGAAAAUGUUGUAUUACUACAUUCUCGCAUAUGCAUUCCUGACCAUAACCUUUCAAACGCCUUGUUCAGCCAAAAUGAGCCUUGCCACUGAUCAAACUGCCCUUCUUUCACUAAAACAACACAUCAUCUCUGACCCUUCUCAUAUACUCGCAACAAAUUGGACUAAUUCGAGCUCCGUAUGCAGCUGGAUUGGCGUCUCUUGCAGCUCGCGCCACCAUAGAGUAUCCGCGUUGAAUCUCUCUUAUAUGAGUUUCUCAGGCACCAUUCCCCCACAGCUCGGGCAACUCUCCUUCCUCGUCUCCCUCGACCUCACCAACAACAGCUUCACAGGUUCCAUCCCCAAAUCUCUCUCAAACCUAACAAACCUACAAUUUCUUGGCCUAUCUUUCAAUACUCUGAGCGGAGAGAUCCCAAAGGAGUUAGGGAAACUUCGGAAUUUGCAAACUCUGGUGAUCGAAUUCAAUCAUCUCUCCGGUGCAAUACCAUCUGAGAUAUUCAACUUGUCGAAGCUCGUGAAUAUAACUUUGACAGGAAAUGAAUUGAGUGGAAGUCUUCCGACAAACAUUUGCAGCAAUCUUCCAUUUCUUGCUGGGAUUUAUCUCUCUUUAAAUCAGCUGAGUGGCGCGAUUCCGACAAAUUUAUCCUUAUGUUCAAAGCUUGAGGCGUUGUCCUUAUCUGAUAACUCUCUCAGUGGGCAGAUACCGGCGGAAAUUGUGAAUAUGUCUUCUUUGGAAGAAUUAACACUACAGCGCAACAAUUUCACUGGGAAUCUUUCAAGGGAUUUUGGGAAUCUUACUAUGCUAGCCGAGUUUGACAUAACUGAAAACUACAUGACAGGGCAUAUUCCUACUGAAUUUGGCCAACUUCGCCGACUGAAGAUAUUACUGUUACCGUUGAACAGCUUCAGUGGAACUAUUCCACAUGAGCUUUUUAACAUUUCAACUCUUCAAAUCCUCUCACUUGUUCGGAAUGUUAUAUCUGGAGUUCUUCCAACUAAUCUAUGUAGUACCUCUCUCAUUCUUAAAGAGCUUAAUAUUGCAGAUAACUCAAUCUCUGGGCCAAUACCAAAUUCUAUAUCUAAUUGUUCUCAACUCAAAUAUCUCUCACUUGGUACUAACAAAUUCAGUGGUUAUAUACCUAUGGAUCUUGGCAACCUUAGACUUCUCAAAUCCCUUCAUUUGUUCGAAAACAAUCUUACAAAUGCACCAUCUUCAUCAAACCUGGGCUUCCUUACAUCAUUAUCAAAUUGCAGGUCUUUAACUGAAUUACUUGUUUCUGAAAAUCCUCUAUACGGCGUCAUUCCAGCUUCUGUCGGGAACUUAUCAUCCUUACUCGGAAUAUUCUCUGUCUCCCGUUGUAAAUUAAAUGGCAGCAUUCCUGUUCAAAUAGGCGGUUUAAGAGGCUUGAUGAUCUUGGAUUUAGAGGGCAAUCAGUUAUCUGGUAAUAUUCCCUUCUCCACCAAACACUUGCAUAAGCUUCAAGCAUUAUCUCUUGGUGCUAACAUGUUGCAAGGCUCCAUUCCAGAGGCUGUAUGUGAUUUAUACAACCUUCAUUUUGUAACCAUUAGCCAAAACCAAUUAUCAGGUUCAAUUCCUAAAUGUUUGGGAAAGAUCUCUUCUUUAAGGUAUAUUUUGAUGGACUCCAACAUGUUGCAUUCAAGCAUACCUACAAGCUUAUGGGAUCUAAAAGAUUUGCUGAUUCUUAACUUGUCCUUCAAUUCAUUGAGUGGGUUUUUGCCUCAACAGAUGAGUAACUUACGAGCAGCAAUCGAUAUAGAUCUAUCGAUGAAUCAGUUGACGGGGUCUAUUCAUAGCACUAUUGGAAAGCUACAGAAUUUGGUAAAUCUGUCUUUGGCAAAUAACAGACUCGAAGGUUCUAUUCCAGAGUCAAUAGGAAACAUGAUAAGUUUGGUGAGCCUUGACUUGUCCAACAACAACCUCUCUGGCUCAAUUCCAAAGUCUUUGGAGUCACUUCAACAACUCAGCUACCUUAAUGUCUCCUUCAAUACUUUGAGUGGUGAAAUUCCUAGUGGUGGAUCUUUCAGAAACUUCACAAUGGAUUCUUUUAAGGGUAAUGUGGCAUUGUGUGGAAUUCCGAGGUUCCAUGUCCCAAUUUGCCAAGCAGUUUCAAAUCAUAGAUCAAAGUGGAAAAAGAAGGGACAAGCCUUGUUUAUUGGGGUUGUGGUUUUCAUUUCAAUUAUUUCUCUAGUUUUUCUCUUUGAUAGGUACAAAAGGAAAGGCAAAACAACUAGAGAAGUUGAUGAGAUAAUAUCUAUUGUGCCAGAAAGAAUCUCUUAUUAUGAACUUCUGCGGGCAACUGAACAAUUCAGUGAGAGCAAUUUGCUUGGCACUGGGAGUUCUUGCUAUGUGUACAAAGGAAUUCUAAAUAAUGGGAAGGUUGUCGCUGUCAAAGUCUUUAUUCUUCAGUUAGAAGAUAUUUCAAGGAGAUUUGAUGUCGAAUGUGAGAUACUUCGUAGCAUUCGACACAGGUGUCUGAACAGUGUCAUAAGUUGUUGUUCCAAUGAAGAAUUCAAGGCCUUAGUACUUGAAUAUAUGCCCAAUGGGAAUCUUGAGAAAUGGUUAUAUUCCCACAACUAUUUCUUGAAUUUCAUGGAAAGAUUGAGUAUAAUGGUGGAUGUUGCAUCAGCUUUGGAAUAUCUUCAUGGUGGAUAUUCGACACCAAUUGUCCACAGUGACUUGAAGCCAAGUAACGUCUUGUUAGACGAAGAUAUGGUUGCCCAUGUAAGCGAUUUUGGGAUAGCAAAGUUGUUGUGCAAUGGAGAUAGCUCGGUGUUAACCAACACCCUAGGAACAUUGGGUUACAUUGCUCCAGAGUAUGGUUCAGAAGGACUAGUCUCCACAAGGUGCGACGUCUAUAGCUAUGGGGUGAUGUUGAUGGAAGUCUUUACGAGAAAAAAGCCAACUGAUGAUAUGUUUGUUGGAGAUCUAAGCUUGAAGAGUUGGAUUGAGAGGUCAGUUCCACAUUUCACAUAUCAAGUUGUGGAUGCCAACUUGCUAAUGAACGUGGACGAAGAACAUGGCGACAAAAUAGUAAAGUUCACAUUAUCCACACUCGAGUUGGCCUUAAAGUGUUGUGCAGAUUCUUCUCAUGAAAGGAUUAAUAUGAAAGAAGCUCUAGCAGAGCUACACAAAAUCCGACGUGGGUUUUUGGGAUGAAGCUUAAAU